Molecule: messenger RNA, 1728 nt
Organism: Micropterus dolomieu (smallmouth bass)
Lineage: Eukaryota; Metazoa; Chordata; Actinopteri; Centrarchiformes; Centrarchidae
Exons: 5
Coding region: 137-826 (229 amino acids)
Source: RefSeq, a predicted model, not a curated record
GUGGGCUCGUUCACCGAGCGCAGAGUUUCCACUUUUACAGAGCGCAGGACUCUCAAUCUGUCCUGGACCGAGCUGACAAUGAAGGACAGCAACAUAACUGGUCUCCGUGUCUUCCUCUGAUAUAUAGCUGUGUAAGAUGAGAGCCUUUGUGCUGAGCCUGAUGAGUUCAGGAGGAUUUCUGAAGGGGACGUUAACAGUUUUCACAGACGAAAUGUCCACAGCUGCAAGUCCAACCAUUCCCUCCUCACAGCUGACAUCGGACCAACUCACAGUGCUCGCUGCAUCCUUUUCUUCUCUGGUGUUCUUCGUGGUUAUCGUGGUACUGUUAUCCAUUAUUUACCGCAAGGAUCCCCAGUGCUGCAAAUUCAGCUCCUAUCGGCGGCCACGUGUAGAUAUGGAUGCUCCUCCUCAGUACUACAGCAGCAGGCAGACACUGGUGGGAUCUCCUUUUCUCGAGCAGACUCAGAACAUGGAUGACAACAGUCAGGCGGGUCAGCUGUUCUACGUUGGCCUGCCCUCCAGCUAUAGGCUGCCCACACUGGAGGCCCCCAUGCCGAGGCUCCCCUCCUAUGAGAGUGUUCGAAAGAAGGACCGCCAGAGGCAGAUCCACAUGAUGAUCGCAGACCGCUUCGGCCUCAAUGGACCCAUUGUGACAGAGCCUCCUCCAACAUAUGAAGAGAGCAUCCGCCAGUCUGUGGAGCUGCCAUAUCACAUCCACUCAUCUGGUCUGGACAUCUCCCCUCCUCAGAGCAUCUACACCAGCACAGGGCCAAACACACAUCACCCAGUGAGCUCUGACACCAACAGCACUGUUCUACCGGUGUGAUGCUGAUCAGGUUGCCUGGUGAACGGGAAAGAAAUGCGAUAGCUUUAUACAGACAGCGAACAUGAUUGGAUCCUUCACACAAGCUGAUUCACAUACCUCAAGAGUGAGUCGAUGCUGAUAGACAGCUGAUAAUGGAGAAACCAAAGAGGAGCUGCGCACCCUUCAAGAAAGGACACAGUUGGCUGUGCACAAAAGAAUGUUAAAAACACUUGACGGUGGACUCUACGAUCACUGGAUAUUCACAUUUACUGAGGUGGCUGGUACAUCUUGAAGAGGACUAGGAAGAAGACUACAGGACUACAACAUACCAAAAAGGGAUUUACUUUGUUGAUUAAACUCUGUCUGUAAACACUUGCCUGUGUGCUCUCUGUUGUUCCUGAGUCAGAGGCCUUCAGUUUCAGGUCAUCAGUGACCUGUUUGAUUAGGAGUUGCUGUAAAGGACGACUCUGUACCCUGCUGAGGCCGUGCCAUGCUGCUCCUGCCUGUGAGAGGGAGAGUUAAAAAGAAAGAUAUGCUAAUGAGAGUGAAGACAUGUAUCACAACAAAAGUUUUUCUAACCACUUUGCUUCAGUUGUUUUAUUCUGAUAAGGCACAUGGGAAUUUCUCACUUUCUUAUGAAACAUUUCAUCCUUUUUGGUAUCAAGUCUGUUGUUCUGUUCUGCGAAAGGCUUCAAGGAGCAGAGUGAGUGUGAAACUAAAACAAUGGAGAGUUUCUUGUCAAGGCCUGUUAUGUUUUUCUCGAUGCCACAAAGUUAUUUUCUGCAACCUGCCACGUACACAUACCAAAUGUUUGUCCCGCACAUUAUCGUGUACUGUAUUUAUUGAAGCAAAAAACAAAAGAGUGACUCCUCAAUAUUUCUCAUGUGUAAAACAAAUGUAAUAAACACUUUUAUUGUUUUGUU